Cladophialophora immunda is the source of this 2203-nucleotide messenger RNA. RefSeq lists its product as uncharacterized. The transcript has a single exon. NCBI's taxonomy places the organism in Eukaryota, Fungi, Ascomycota, Eurotiomycetes, Chaetothyriales, Herpotrichiellaceae. The coding region runs from base 13 to 1899 and encodes 628 amino acids. Gene Ontology annotation, molecular function: heme binding; iron ion binding; monooxygenase activity. The record is from RefSeq and is a predicted model, not a curated record.
GCUUAACAUGGAAUGUCGUUGUUCCGAAUCCAACGAGGCGACGAGGAUUCCCUCAUCGUCCACCUUUCAACCUUCGUUUCCUCAUCCAGACCAGUGUCCUUUUGCGCAUUUUGCGUCUGCCUGUCCUUUUUGACUUCAUUAACCUCUUCAAUUCAUCUCCUCGCCCGUCGUCCUGCUUCUCAAACGACAGCGACAUUGCGCGGGACCAACUUCACCUUAUCAGCCUGGGCAAAGGGCUCCCCCCUCCUUGAAUUCAAAAUGCCGUUUCAAGUUCCAGACUUCUUAGGCACUUACCGCUUCUGGGUCACUGCCUCCCUGGCUGGCUCUGUUUUUCUGGUCAGGUUUGCUCCUCAAUAUUCAAUUUUGCAAUCCUACACAUUGACCGCCUCUGUAAUAUUUCUGCUCCAUGCCCUUGUCUGGGCGGUCUACGUUAUUUUCAUCUAUCCUUUCUACGUCAGCCCUCUGCGCCACCUCCCGACCGUUAAAGGAGGCAGCAGGGUCUCCGGCCACUGGCGCACGCUUCUCAAAGAGCCUUCUGGAGUGCCUCAGCGACGCUGGGCACAAGAAAUCCCCAACGAUGGCUUGAUCCGCUACUUGCACCUCUACAACCGGGAACGUCUCCUGGUCACAAGCCCCAAGGGCCUUGCCGAAGUGUUGAACACGAAAAGCUAUGAGUUCAUCAAGCCUGAGCUACUCCGAAACGGGGUCGGACGAGUCUUGGGCGUUGGCAUUCUUCUGGCAGAGGGCGACGACCACAAGACACAGAGAAAGAAUCUCAUGCCGGCAUUCCACUUUCGCCACAUCAAGGAACUCUACCCCAUAUUUUGGGCCAAGUCUCAAGAGAUGGUGCAUGCUAUCCAGACGCAGCUCAAGUCCUCGUCCGAGCCACGGCCCUCGGUUGAAGUCAGCGAAUGGGGUAGUCGUGCAACAUUGGAUAUCAUCGGUCUGGCCGGCAUGGGUCAGGACUUCAGCUCUCUGCAAGACCCGACGAACGAACUGAAUCGUGUCUAUCGAGCCGUCUUCCAGCCUGACCGCACCGCCCAGAUCCUAGGCCUCCUGUCCUUCUUCCUUCCGGCGUGGCUUCUCAACAACCUCCCCAUCGACCGAAACAGCAAGGUACAAGCCGCAGCGGACGUUGCAAAGGACACCUGCCGCCAGCUGAUCGUGCAGAAGAAGCAGCGGAUGGCCAACAAGGAGCCCAUGCAGCCGGACAUCAUUUCUGUGGCGCUCGAGUCGGGCGGAUUCAACGACGAAGAGCUCGUCAACAACAUGAUGACGUUCCUGGCCGCGGGCCAUGAGACCACGGCGUCGGCAUUCACCUGGGCCAUCUACCAACUCUGCCAACGACGGGAUCUCCAGGCACGCCUGCGCGAGGAGGUCCGCUCCCACAUCUCCAACCUCGACACCGACAACAUCACCGCCGAGGUGAUCGACGCGAUGCCGUACCUCCACGCCGUUUGUCAAGAGAUCCUCCGCCUGUGGGCCCCCGUGCCGCUCACCUUGCGCGACGCCGCCUGCGACACCUCGAUCCUGGGCCAGUUCGUCCCCAAGGGCACCAAGGUCAUCCUCGCGCCCUGGGCGAUCAACCACAACACCUCCCUCUGGGGCGCCGACGCCUCCGAGUUCAACCCGGACCGGUGGACCGCGCCGGGCCAGGCCAACGGCGGCGGCGCCGUGAGCAACUAUGCCUUCCUGACGUUUCUGCACGGGCCGCGGAGCUGCAUCGGCGCCAAAUUCGCCGUGGCGGAGUUUGCGUGCCUGCUCGCCGCGUUCGUCGGCUCGUGGGAGUUCGAGAUGGUCGAUCCGGACAAGGAGAUCGAGGUCAAGGGCGGCGUCACCGCUCGUCCCAAGGGCGGUGUUGAGGUCUACUUAAAGCCUGUGGAAGGGUGGGCAAAUUGAAUGACUAAAUAAUCGUCGAUGUGUGACGCCGGGUGUCACGGUUUGAAGAUGGAAUUCGGGAACGGAUAUAUUGAUAUGGAUAUAGUCAUUUUGGGCGUGAUGAGAUGAUCAUUUGUGCUUACGAGUGGUGUUCUUGAGACAUAUAGAGCAUUCCAGUAACGGCCAGUUGCGCUUUUCUGUCAGUUUUGCAGCGGAGGCUAUGAAUAUAUCAUAGCAUCAAGGGCGCACCUCUCAAACUCAGGGGUAUCUAUGCAUAUAUUCCACUUUCCAGACCAGGGCGCCUCUGACAAAAGUCUCACUGUAG